Molecule: messenger RNA, 1078 nt
Organism: Aricia agestis (brown argus)
Lineage: Eukaryota; Metazoa; Arthropoda; Insecta; Lepidoptera; Lycaenidae
Exons: 5
Coding region: 85-789 (234 amino acids)
Molecular function (GO): N-acetyltransferase activity
Source: RefSeq, a predicted model, not a curated record
AUAGUCAACUAGACAUUGUCGCUACUCGCUUGUCUCAGUGUGUACUUGUGUCUAGUGCACUUCUGACGCAUAUACAUAGGUAAAAUGGGUUUCACGAGGAACUGGGAUGCCUCCUGCCCCCGGGUGUGGAAGGAGUUUGAGGCCGGUGGGAGGAAGUAUGUAGUUCAGGACCUGGCUCCUGAGGACGACGGACGAGCCCUGGAGAUACUGGUGGGCCACAUGUGCACUGAUGAAGUGCUGUGCAAUUUGAGCAAUCUAUCAGACGACGCCGAGAGUGUGGAAGGCAUCAAGGCGUUCUGGGCGAAGUGUCUGGAACAGCGUAUGAGCCUGGGCUGCUACACUGACAUAGAUGGGAAGCACACACUGGUCGCGCUCAACGUCUGUGUCGUUGAUACUGUUGACGAGAGGACGCCGUAUGUCGAGAUCGUUGGGGAGGCGUGGAAAAAUGUGUACAAAGCCAUAGAGAUUAUGGAAGAAAGAUGUGACGUUUUCAAAUACCUGGGCUUGGACACAGUAUUGCAUGCACUGGGUCUAAUAGUAUCGAGGGAAUUUAGAGGCAUGGGCCUCGGUAGUUAUAUUUUAGACUCAAGGGAACCUCUAAGCAAGGCCCUGGGUAUCAAGGCUACAGCAACAGUAUUCACUGGCCCGGCGUCUCAGAAAUCUGCUGAAAAAGUCGGCUUCACUACGAUCUACACUAUGUCACUCAAAGACUUCGUAGAUGCAGGGUUAAAAUAUCCCAACGACGAAAACAAACUGGUGAAACUUAUGGUGAAAAAAUAUUCGCAUUAAAAUGUUACACUAGAUCAGUUGUUCUCAAAGUGUGUGACGGGGAGCCUUUGGGCUCCGCAAAGGCCUUGUAGUGACUCCGCGAGCGGUACAUAAAAUGUUUUUAGAAAUAUCACUUGUUAAAAGGUUUCCGCCACCAAAAAGUUUGAGAACUGCUGUACUAGAUAGUGUUUUUUGCAGAGCAUAAUGCGACUCAGUGACGCACAUGCUGGAUUGCACGAAGCGUUGCUGUAGCAGGUAGCUAAAACAUUUAACGUUGAGCAUUAUGCCACAUACCUUCAGGCGCGGUCCG